UAUGAACGAAGACAAGGAAUUUUAAAAGAAAGUACAAAUAGCAGUGGAUUCUGUAUAAAUCUAAUCGAAAAUUCUAGUAUUUGGGAAGGAGGGACAAGCAAUCCUAGAUGGUUGAGUAGAUUUAAAACGUCUUGGAAAGGGAGUAAUUGAUCGAUCAAGUGCAAAAAUUAAUUGUAGAAUUGAUUACAAAAUUGACAGAGCGUUUCAUAACUAAUGUACACAUCAGAUGAUACAAUUGUCAUAGAUGAAAAAGCAAGUGGAGAACGAGAUAUUGAAAUUGAGGGAAACCAUUCGAUCAACUCAUCAGAGAACCUAUUCUGCAGUAGACAAAGAGAAGGUGGAAGAUCAAGUACAAAGGACUCUGAAUAAGCAUGAUGUUUAAAUAAAUAUGUUAUUGGAACAUCAGUAAUAUAAUUGUAUUCUAUAUUGUAGAGCUUAAUUGAAAUAAAUGAGAUCGGAAUCCACAGGCAAUGAGAGUAUUUUAUUUAAUAUUAGUGAAAGAAAGAGUUGGAAAGUACUAUUAAAAAGGAUUAAGAAGCAUUGAAGUCAGAAUUGGAAGAGCAACUAAAAUCUUACUAGAGGAAUUACAAUUGUAUUUAUAUAUGUUUAAUCGGUAUUAGAGAAGCAGCAGACUAUUAUGCAGAUUCUAAAUGAUUUAGUUGUAAAGAUAGAAAAGAUUGAGUUAUCACAAAGUCAGCAAUAAGUGACUAUUGUUUCAGAUAAAAAGAAAAGGUGAGAAUUAAAUAUUG
This is a messenger RNA of Paramecium octaurelia, 749 nucleotides long. The record is from the annotation of a GenBank genome assembly. NCBI's taxonomy places the organism in Eukaryota, Ciliophora, Oligohymenophorea, Peniculida, Parameciidae.